Messenger RNA from Meleagris gallopavo (turkey), 1048 nucleotides. NCBI's taxonomy places the organism in Eukaryota, Metazoa, Chordata, Aves, Galliformes, Phasianidae. The record is from RefSeq and is a predicted model, not a curated record.
UAGAGUCCGUCUUUCUUUGUUCCUAAAUAGGACUGGGAAGAAUCAGUUGACUCUUUCUGGUUAUGUCUGGGAGCUUUAUGCUUAUUUUUUCACCUUCUUAGCUGCGAGACUUUUUUUCUUAGUGAAGUUGGUGUCGGAAUGGUAUCUGUGUGCUUUGACAGGAACUUCUUUUCUUAUUUAUCUUCUGCAGAAUAUUAAGAUGGAGUUAAGAAUUGAGCACACGUGGGAUGGUUUACCUGUGAGCCACGACCCAGCAGCAAUUGCACUUCAGUCGUAUGAUGCAGGACUGCUAAUGCAGGUCAGUGCUCCCUUCUUCAAUGAUCCUCCAGCGCCACUUGGAGCUCCAGGGAAACCCUUUAGAAAACUCUGGGACCAUGAAGUUGUAGAAGCAUUUUUCUUGAGUGACGGAAGUGAACAGUAUCUAGAAGUUGAACUUUGUCCCCAUGGACAACACUUACUGUUGCUGCUUUCUGGCGAAAGGAGAGUGUGGAAAGAAGAACUUCCCUUAGAAUUCCAUGUGACCAGAACGGAAACCAAUUGGAAGGGUAGAGCUCAUCUUCCUUGGAGUUAUUUUCCACCAGGCAUUAACAAGUUCAAUGCCUUUGCAAUCCAUGGCUCAGGAGAACACAGAAAAUAUGAAGCACUUUAUCCUGUGCCUCGACACAAACUUCAGGAAGGCCAGAAACCAGAUUUGUAAGCAUAACAUUAGUUCUUCUCUAAUAUAUUUGCACUCUUCUUGGAAUACUCGUAGAAGACACCAAUCCGAGUGCCACUGAUAUUGUAACUAUACUGUUCAGCCCAGAUCCACUGUAGUUUGUGUAAAGAACUCCCAGAUAGCAGUAAUUUUAGUGCUUGAUUUCUGUGUUAUCCCCUAGCUGCACAGCAAAUGAUGCAUUCAAUGUAAUUUGCAUCUGUUAUCACAUUCUCAUAUAAAUCAUAGAUGGUUUGUUCUUUUUUCUCCUUGCCUACAGCACUUCUUGAAGUGCUAUUUAAUGUUAAUUGUACCAGAGUAAUAUCCAGCGGAUCUCUUUUGCCUUACAGAUGGCUC